Molecule: messenger RNA, 1665 nt
Organism: Adineta steineri
Lineage: Eukaryota; Metazoa; Rotifera; Eurotatoria; Adinetida; Adinetidae
Source: the annotation of a GenBank genome assembly
AUGGCAUCAUGGUUGUACAUCACUCAAAUAUAUACACUUUAUGCGUUUUUUCCAUUCUGUUGUAUAGGUCUUUUUGGUAGUUUAAUGAAUACAAUAAUACUUUCGACUUCGCGUAUGUAUCGUACUCAGCCAUGCACAUUUUUUCUACUUAUAGCAGCAAUUGCACAAUCUGUGCAGUAUUUGGCUGUAGGAAUAUCUCGUAUUUCCUCUAUUGGUUUUAAUAUAGAUUUAACUCUUCUCUCACCUGGAUGGUGCAAAAUAAGAGCAUAUCUUGUUGAUACUUGUUAUGGUGUAGCAAUGACAUGCGAAUGGUUAGCAACGAUUGAUCGUUUUCUGAUGACCUCACGAUCUGCUAAUCUACGACAAUUGAGCAAGAUCAAAUGGGCUUAUUGUAUUGGUGCUGGUGUAGUUGUUUUUUGGACAUUUACAUCUGUACCGGAUCUCAUUUUCACUUAUAUAAGAGAUGACACUGAGUUAAAUGCGCAUCCAUAUAUCCUUGCGCAAGAUGAAACCACGCUAAAUGACUCUAUAAAACAAUUCGAACAUUUCGAUGAACUGAACUUACGAGAAUCACUUUUACGAGGUAUCUAUAGUUAUGGUUUCGAGCGUCCUGCAGAGCUGCAGCAACGAACUCUUAAACCAUGUAUAUCAGGCCGUGAUAUAAUUGUGCAAGCACAAUCAGGUACAGGCAAGUCAGCAGCAUGUAUUAUUGCAAUUUUACAACAAAUCGAUAUGGACUGUAACGACUGUCAAGCAUUAAUUUUAGCUCCAACGCGUGAACUUUCUCAAGGGCUUCAUAGAUUAGUAUUAGCACUCGGUGAGCAUAUGAAUGUAACAUGUCAUCCUUGUGUUGGUGGUACGAAAAUUCGUGACGAUAUGAAGCGUCUUGAAGCAGGUGCUCAAGUUGUUGUUGGUACUCCUGGUCGAAUUUGUGAUAUGUUGAAGAAAUCAGUACUUUGUAGUGAAAAAAUGGAAAUAUUGAUAUUAGAUGAAGCAGAUGAGAUUCUUUAUCGAGGUUUCCACGAACAAAUUAAUGAAAUACGAACGAUACUGCCAGCACAUAUCCAGAUUAUUGUUUUAUCGACUACAAUGCCUCAAGAUCUAUGCGAAAUGACACAAAAAGUUAUGAAUAAUCCUGUAAAAAUUCUUCUUGAGUCAGACAAUCGGACACUUGAAGGUAUACGUCAAUUUUACAUCAAUAUCGAACGUGAGGAAUGGAAAAUAGAUACAUUAUAUGAUUUGCUCGAUACACUGACGACCGCUCCAGCUGUUAUCUGUUGUAACACAUACCGAAAGGUCGACUGGUUAACUGAAAAACUACGUGAGCGUGGUUUCACAGCGUCUGCUCUGCAUGGUAAUAUGGAUGCUAAACAAUACAAUAAUGCAAUGAACGAAUUUCGAACGGGUUCCAGUCGAAUCUUGACAAGAACCGAUGCACUUUUAAAUAAUACUGAUGUUCCACAAGUUGCUCUUGUAAUCAAUUACGAAUUGCCGAUUCAUCGUGAGCAGUAUAUACGACGUAAUGGACGUUAUGGUGCAUUCGGUCGCAAAGGUACAGCUAUCACUUUCAUCACUCAGAAUGAACAACAAACAUUACGCGACAUUGAAAAAUUCUAUAAUACAAGCAUCCAAGAAAUGCCGAUGGAUAUUGCUGAUCUGAUUUAA